Messenger RNA from Rubroshorea leprosula, 3694 nucleotides. The record is from the annotation of a GenBank genome assembly. Lineage: Eukaryota; Viridiplantae; Streptophyta; Magnoliopsida; Malvales; Dipterocarpaceae.
ACUAAAAAUUGAAUCAGUCACUGAUCACCCACUCUAAUGGAAGAGGAUGGUUGCAAUGAUGUUGAAAUCUAAAUCGUUGGAUGGGGCAGGUCCUCUAAUUUUAGAGGCUGUAAUUUCCUAUUCAGCUGUUCUUGUUUUGCAAACAGGAAUUUCUAUCAAGAGACCCUCAUUUACUUAGUUUGUCAUGUUCAUAAAUAAGGUGAGAAUAUCUUCGUUUCUUUUUUGCAUUAAGAUUUUGAGGUGAGACACUUUUAUGCAAUGAGAAGGAAUUAGGAACUCCAAGAUUAGUAUCUCUUGAAGAUUUCGAGAAACCUUCCAAAGGGUAUCUUUCUGGUGACACCUGUGUUUUUGGAGCAGAGGUUUUUGUUGUAGACUAUACAGGAUGCUAAAUCUGUUUCCUAAAGGAAAUAGAAGACACAAGGUGGAAGCUGCUACUGAAAAACCAAAAAGAUGGCAACCAUGUGUCCCGUAUAGAUGUUGCAAUAUUGGAGACAGUGGGAAACAGCCCACCAGAACACUUCAUGUUGAAAGUGGAAUCAUUCUCGCUACUCUCUCAAUUGAUCUGAGGAAGUUUGUACUUCACCAUGACGGUGGUAAAUCAAAAGAUGUGGAUGGUUGUGUCUCCCUGUACUUGAUGAUUGCUGAAACAGAUAAGCUAUGUCCUGGAUGGGUUGUGAGUGUUGAUUUCCAGUUAUUCAUAUAUGAUCAGAUUGGGGACAAGUACCAUGUGUUUCGAGGGUAUUCUAAGGUCGCAAUUAGACACUUUCAGGCAAUGCAAAUGGAAUUGGGAUUUCCAAGAUUACUGUCUUUCAAAAUUUUCAAUGAGUAUCUUUUCAAUGACACCUGCGUUUUUGGAGCAGAGGUUUUUCUCUUUAAAGGUGCUUACUGCUGGUGGAUUAAAUGGUAUCUAGAGUUGUAUCCUAAAGGAGAUAGGAGAGUAGGAGAUGAAAACUUGUCGGUCUAUAGAUGGUUAAAUGAUAGCAAUGAAACACUAACUUGCAAAAUAAAGCUUUGUGCUCAGUUUAUGCUGCUAAUGAAGAACCAACAGAAUGGCGCACACAUGAGUCCUUUACAGCUUGCAAAUGGUUCAGUACUGCAGCAGAGAUGCCAUGGGGUUGCCUUAACUGCAUGGCCUUAUAGUCUUAUGGUGUUGCUUGAUUCUGUUAUGGGAGGACUUUCAUUUCUGCCUCCUCAUGAUUUGACUGUUGUAGCAGCUAUCAAUGGAAAUAGCAAAAGCAAGUAUGUGGUCGGUUGGGCAUUGGACAAGUUCAUUCCUGAGGGAAAUCUUGUGCUUAAGUUGUUGUAUGUCCGUCCAAGGAUAAAAGGUGUUCCUACACCAAUGGGAAAUUACAUUCCUUUUUCUCAAGUCCGAGAGGAUGUAGCAGCUGCUUUUAUGAAGGAAGUGGACUGUCAGACAAGUGAGUUGCUUCUACCUUACAAGAAAAUGUGUGCUCAGAGAAAGGUAGCUCUGUUUUUCCUUUUUCUAGUCGACUUUAUCUUGAAGGUGCAAGCAGAUGUUUUGCUGAUUGAAUCGGAUGAUGUGGCAAAUGCAAUAGCAGAGGUGGUUGCAAAGGGUGGAAUCACCAAGCUUGUUAUUGGAGCUCCAAAUCGGAGCCUUUUUACAAGGAAAGCUAAGAAGAAUAAUUUGUCUUCAAGAAUCUCUGUUUGCACUCCAAGCUCUUGUACAGUCUACGUUGUUUCUAAAGGAAAGUUGUUAUCAAUCCGUCCAUCUGACGAGGAGACAAUUGGCAGUUUUAAAGAUGACCGCAGUGAAAUAAGUUUUUCGAGGACUUUAUCUAGGAGUUCAUCUGUUUAUACUUCCAGGAAACAAUCAGACUCAAGCUCAGUUGCUUCUUAUGCUUCAUACAAGCCCUCUUCCCUACUGUGGCAGCGAUUUCAAGCACUUUCAGCCAUAAGCAAGAGAGAUUUUCAUGCAAGAAAUAGUUCUUUUAAUAUUAACCACUCUAGAUGCCAGUCUCUCGAUAUCACGGCAGGGAAGGCUGAAACUGGAGUAGCAGUCAGCCAAAGUCCUAGCGGCAAAAGCUUGGAGGCAGACAGGCAAUCGUGGACAUCAGAUCAAGCUUCUAUAUUGGAUGUUGUUACAGACUGUUCUUUCUCAGAAAGCCAGGUAAAGAUUAACUCUGAGGCAGAAAGGUUGAGAAUUCAACUCAGUCGUGUGAAGGGGUUGUAUGCAAUGGCUCAAAGUGAGACAUUUGAUGCUUCCCAAAAGCUUGAUACUCUAGAUAAACGUCGGAUAGAGGAAGCAAAGAAGCUUCAGGAAAUAAGCUCUAAGGAGGACGAAGCGAAAGAACUAGCUAGACAAGAAAAAGAGAAGUAUGAAGCUGCAAGAAAGGAAGCUGAGUAUGUGAAGCAUUGUACUGACAGAGAAGCUUCACAAAGGCGAGAAGCAGAGAUGAAAAUCAUUCACGAAGCCAAAGAAAAAGACAGACUUGAGAGUGCUCUUGUUGGUCCUGUGCUACAAUAUCAGAGGUUCACCUGGGAAGAGAUUGUGUCAGCCACAUCAUCGUUCUCAGAUGAUCUAAAAAUUGGAAAGGGAGCAUAUGGAACUGUCUAUAAAUGUUUUUUGCAUCAUACAACUGCAGCAGUGAAAGUUCUCCACUCAAAAGAUGGUCAAAGCAUCAAAGAAUUCCAGAGGGAGCUAGAAACCUUGUGCACAUUCAAGCAUCCACAUUUGCUUCUUCUCAUUGGUGCAUGUGUUGAUAAAGGUUGCUUAGUAUAUGAAUACAUGGAAAAUGGUAGCUUGGAGGAGAGGCUGCUCCGCAAGAACAACACCCCUCCAAUCCCAUGGUUUGAGAGAUAUCGAAUUGCAUGGGAAGUAGCCUCAGCUCUUGUUUUCCUUCACAACACAAAGCCUAAACCCAUCAUCCAUCGUGAUCUGAAGCCGGCAAACAUCUUGCUUGAUCAUAACUUUGUUAGUAAGAUUGGAGAUGUUGGACUUUCCACAAUGCUUAAUUCAGACACUGGCUCCGAGACAACCACAUACAAGGACGCCGGACUUGUUGGAACAGUCUGCUAUAUUGAUCCUGAGUACCAGGUAACUGGGUUGAUUUCUCCAAAAUGUGAUGUUUAUGCUUUUGGGAUAGUGAUUUUGCAGUUGCUAACUGCUAAACCAGCAAUGGCACUACCUCAUAUGGUGGAGACAGCAAUGGAUGAUGGUAAAUUGAUGGACAUUUUAGAUUCAGCGGCUGGGGAUUGGCCAGUUGAAGAAACAGAGGUGUUGGCUUCGCUAGGACUGAGAUGUUCAGAGCUCCGGCGCAAGCAUAGACCUGAUUUGAAAGAUCAAGUACUUCCAACACUGGAAAGACUAAAGAAGUUUGCUAGUGAGGCUAGCGAACUUCAAUCAGCACCUCCUAAUCAUUUCAUUUGCCCAAUACUUAAUGAUGUAAUGGAUGACCCAUGUGUUGCUGCUGAUGGUUACAACUAUGAGCACAAAGCAAUUGGGAGAUGGCUUCAAUAGAAUGACAAAUCGUCAAUGACAAACUUGCCAUUGCCAAAUACGAAUCUACUGCCAAAUAAUAGUCUCCUUAGCGCAAACCCCGAGUGGAAGUCCAAAAAAUAAAGACAAUGCAUCAUUAUCUUUGGCUUUGCCAUAUAGGAGUUGCAGGUUUGUAGCUUCCAUUCAACUGCUGGUGAACACUUAAAUUUAAAAAAGUUAUAAACACCUUAAUUUCUA